Molecule: messenger RNA, 294 nt
Organism: Drosophila subpulchrella
Lineage: Eukaryota; Metazoa; Arthropoda; Insecta; Diptera; Drosophilidae
Product: origin recognition complex subunit 1-like
Exons: 3
Coding region: 1-282 (93 amino acids)
Biological process (GO): DNA replication initiation; mitotic DNA replication checkpoint signaling
Cellular component (GO): nuclear origin of replication recognition complex
Molecular function (GO): DNA replication origin binding; ATP binding; ATP hydrolysis activity
Source: RefSeq, a predicted model, not a curated record
AUGAGGGACACGAAAAUUGUGGGCGCCGAACAGGCACACUACUUGCAGGACAAGCGGUUCACAACUCCGGCACCGCGUAGGGUUACCACUGUAUUACUGGUCGAUGAGCUGGAUAUCUUGUGCAACCGGCGCCAGGAUGUCGUCUAUAACCUGCUCGACUGGCCCACCAAGUCGGCGGCCAAACUGGUGGUUGUCACCAUUGCCAACACCAUGGAUUUGCCUGAGCGCCUGCUAAUGGGUAAAGUCACCUCUCGUCUUGGACUCACCCGACUCACUUUCUAACCGUACAGCCAC